This is a messenger RNA of Dermatophagoides pteronyssinus (European house dust mite), 1650 nucleotides long. RefSeq lists its product as uncharacterized. Gene Ontology annotation, biological process: cell-cell adhesion. Gene Ontology annotation, cellular component: cell-cell junction; plasma membrane. Gene Ontology annotation, molecular function: cell adhesion molecule binding. Lineage: Eukaryota; Metazoa; Arthropoda; Arachnida; Sarcoptiformes; Pyroglyphidae. The record is from RefSeq and is a predicted model, not a curated record.
CAAUCAUCAUCAUCAUCAAUGCAAAACAAUAAUGAAAAUAAUAAUAACCUUAUUGAUCAAUUACCAUCAUCAUUGGCAUUAUUACGAUCAAUUAUUUAUAUGCGUCGAGCUAAAGAUUCUGAUUUUGGCCAAUAUAAUUGUUCGGUUUGGAAUCAAUAUGGAUUUCAAUCACAAAUUAUUACAUUACAAAAACAAAGCAAUAUAUUAUCACCAUUAGUAUUAACAUUAAGUGGUAUUAUUUGUUUUGCUAUUGUAUUUGUAUUGGUUACAUCAUUAUUAAUAUUUAUUUGUAUAAGAUCACAACGUUUAACAAAUAAUAGUAAUGAUCAUCAUUCAUUAACAACAAAAAAAUUAGAUUCAUUAAAUCAUGAUCAAUCAAUUACAACAACAACAACAAGACGUUCUGUUUGUAAUGGAACAUCAUCAAUUGAUUGUAAUGGAAUGAUAAUCGUCGCUAAUGAUGAUUAUAAAAUAAAUUCAAUGGAAAAAAAUAUAUUAAUGAAAAAUACUAUAAUGAAAAUGAAUGGUUCAAAUCAAAUUCUAACAACAUUGACCACCAACACCACCAAUAAUGGUAAUUUAACAAAUCAUCAUCAUCAUCAUCAUCAUAGUGAUCUAUUGACAACAGCCAACAAUACUAAUAAUAAUGGUUAUAAUGGAUUACCACCAAUCUAUAAUAAUAAUGAUUUUUUACAUUCAAAUAAUGAUUCAUAUACACAAUAUUCACAAUUAAAUAAUUUAAUUACAAGAACAAAUAGUAAUAAUGGUGGACAAUUGAUAGCAACAACAACAUCAUCAUCAACAGCAGGAGCAGCAGCAGCAACUACCUAUAGUUCGGGUCAAUAUUUAUCAACUUCAUUAAAUGAUUAUGGUGGUGUUUCGGAUAAUAUUGAUCAUUCAAGUCAUUGUAAUGCUAAUGGUUUACCAAUAUCAUCAUAUAUUCAUGAUAAUAAUAAUAAUGAUAAUAAGGCAAAAAUAUCAAUAUCAAAUUAUUAUCAUCAACAACAGGAGCUUCAAAAUAAUAAUAAUAGUAAUAAUAAUCUACAUUUAUAUUCAACUGUCAAAAAUAAUAAUAAUAAUAAUUGUUAUGCAAACACUACAAAUACAAAUAAUAAUAAUAAUAAUAAUAAUUUACGUUUAAUUUCAAAAAUUGGUGAUCAAUUUAUUAAUCCAUAUGUACGAACAUCAUCAUCAUCAUCAUCCGCUACGGCUGCUAAUAUGAAUGGAUUACCAACACAGCCAUCAUCCAUAACUAUGAAUCAUUAUAGUAAUGUUAUUGAUUCAACAAAUGAUCGAUCAAUAAUCAAUAUUAUUGAUCAUCAUGAUGAUCGUCAUUUAUUAAGUGCUGGUGUUUAUCAUACAUCAUUAUCAUCAUCAUCAACAAAUAAUAAUAAUCAUCAUCAUCGUUAUAAAACAAAUAGUCUUGGUGGUAAUAGUAGUAGUAGUGGUGUUAUUAGUACAGGUGGUAGUUCACCACCUGGUGGUCAUUCACCAAUCGGUAGUAUUAAUAAUAAUACCGGUAAUAUUCAUAAUGGAACACAUGUAUAAAUUUCCUUCUUCUGCCUCCACUCAAUUCAAUGUUGUUUUUUUUCUAUGAAGAAUUUUUUAAAUUCUUUCUUUCGUUUUUAUUGUAAAUUUUUUUCUUUUUUU